Molecule: messenger RNA, 1764 nt
Organism: Aspergillus bombycis
Lineage: Eukaryota; Fungi; Ascomycota; Eurotiomycetes; Eurotiales; Aspergillaceae
Product: fungal specific transcription factor domain-containing protein
Exons: 3
Coding region: 1-1764 (587 amino acids)
Cellular component (GO): nucleus
Molecular function (GO): DNA-binding transcription factor activity, RNA polymerase II-specific
Source: RefSeq, a predicted model, not a curated record
AUGAGAAGUACAUCAAUGUCUCAAGUCCACACUAACCAGGUGGGCGCGAGAGAAGAGGGUGGUGCCCAGAGUGGCUCUAUCACUGAUUCAUCAAGGAAUUCUUCGAGCUUGCUUACUAGUGAGCUCAUCCAGACUGGUAUCGUAGAUAUCCAAUUAAUGGAGCCAUUGCUUCAAUACUACGUCCAAAAUUUUCAUCCAUAUCUGCCAAUUGUGCCCAGUCAUCUUUCUUCUUUGGAUAAUAUCACGCAAUCGUGGGCAAAGGAGACGUUUCUUUUAACCGCUGUGUUGACCAUCGCAACGAAGGACCGAGUAGGCCUGGAAGGCUUGCAUACAAGAAUAUCACAGUACAUGGAAAGGCUGCUGCUACGAGUUGUGUUGGGUGCUGCGAGUGUUCGGCAUGUUGGCUCGGUAGAAGGACUGCUACUCCUCGCUGAGUGGGUUCCACAUAUCAGUGCCGAGGAAUGCGCGAGGGAUGCUGCAGCCAACAACGGUCCAUCACCCCAAGUCCAAGUGGCGGCAGAGGAUAGUGUGUCAUGGAAUCUCAUUGGUCUGGCGGUCCGACAAGCUUAUUUGUUACAUCUUGAAAGAUACUCGUUCCGAGGCGAAUCGAAGGAUGAGGAUAAGUUGGAUUAUCAUCGUAAUAGAUUGGCAUGGAUCUGUACGAACAAUCUUCGCAUUCCAUUCGUCGAGCUAACAUACCUAGUCACGUACCUUGCAGACCGUCAGAUUUCUAUACAAAUGGGACAGGCAUUCUGGUGUCGCGGACCUGGCUUAUCCACUCGGUUCACAAUCGACGACUACCCCUAUUUACAACCUCAAAAGGCGAAUGGGGUCGAUUAUGCGAGUUUUGUCCAGGCUCAAGUGGAGCUAACCACUAUUUUUGGGAAUAUCCAUGAUAUUCUGUACGCGUCCAAAACGCGCACAGUCCAGCUUAUGCUCAUGGGUGACUACACCAAGUAUCUGGACGAUAGCUCCAAGGCACUGGCCAUGUGGAAGGAAGCCUGGGCCAAUGUCGAUCUACCUCCUCACCUAAGUGGUCUCCUAUGUCUUCAGUUCGAGUACCUGCGUCUUUAUAUCAACGCGUUCGCUUUCCAGGCGGUUCUUUAUCGAACGCCCAAAAGUUCUGCUGGAUGCGAUAGCGGGAAGAGCUCGUACUUUCCAUACAGCAUCAUGGCGAGUGCCGAUGGUAGACACAUAUAUAUUGCUAUCGAUGCAGCCAAAAGCGUGCUCAAGCAUCUUAUGGAACGGUUGAACCCCACAAAGCACCUCCGGUAUACUCCUGUCCGAUUUUACCUAUACGAAAUACAUGCGUCGGUGUUCCUCUUCAAAGCGUUGACUGUUGGGGCUUUGAGCUCCGAGGAACAACAGACCUGCACCAUGCUAGUACGCCAUUUCAUCUCCAUGCUCAAAAGUGCAGCUACCAGCCCAUCACACAUCGCCUCCAGAUACGGCAAGUUGCUCACAAGUCUGUGGUUCCAGGGACAAACCACCCCCGAGACAGCAGACGACUUUGUUGAAUCGAGGCACUCAACACAGAACCCGCUCCCGAGUCCCAUAGACCUCGACGAAUUCACAAACCCGUCCAUGAUAGGCAGUACGAACCCUUUCCAGGAUGGCUUCCCUACUCAACAGGUAUUAUCGUUCCUCGAGCCAACUGAAGCUUUGGAAUGCCCGGACGCCUUUCUGUCUAGCCUUCCGUUUCUUCGCGGUGGGUUUCCUGACUUAGAUUACCAUGGUGCGGGGCAGCUUUUGAUGGAUUUGUAA